GGGGCGCCCGGGGCGCCGCGCUGGAGAAGGAGGCCGGCGCUCCAACCGCCGGGCUGUUUCUUCGCCGCCAGCAUGUUGUCCCAACUGGGGCUCUUCUUCAUCUUGCUCUGCCCAGCCAACAUCAUCGGACUCUGGUGCUUCAAGCGCGCCUGGAAUGAAAAGCCGAGGGGCCAGCUUCAAAAGGGAGACACUUGCCGACUCCGAAGGGCUUCGGCUUCAACAUCAGCCUCCCUAGCACUACGGGCUGUCGAGCGUUAGGACAGCUGUGCGGUGGUGAGGACAGAGACCCUCUUAAGACUCUAAGAGCGCGCGCCUGCCCCGUGCGUGCACGCAUGUCGCCAAGCUAAACCCUCUCCACGUGCCCUAAAACCCCCGGCGAGGGGCUCCUGAAAGGACCUCUGAGGUGGUCUUUCAUCACCCCGGACGCCUCUCCCUUCUGUCGCUCAGCUUCCGGGAAAAGCCCUCCGGGUUCAGAAAAAAACGCCAUCUCCCACAGCUUGGCUCCCCUCUCUCCGCCCCGUCCCGGGGCCCGCGAGGACCUUAAGGGCAGUGGGCAGCCCAUUGGUCAUGGAUCCCAACAGCAUCUGUCGGAAGACCAAGCGGCUGGCAGGGAAACAGGCCGAGUUGUGCCAGACAGAACCUGAGAUUGUACAAGAAGUCGCCAAAGGAGCCAGACUGGGUGUGCGUGAGUGCCAGUACCAAUUCCGUUUUCGUCGUUGGAACUGCACCAGCCACAGCAAAUAUUUUGGGAAGAUCCUACAACAAGAUAUCCGGGAGACAGCCUUUGUCUAUGCCAUCACAGCAGCUGGUGUUAGCCAUGCUGUCACCCAGGCCUGCAGCAUGGGUGAUCUGCUGCAGUGUGGCUGCGAGGCAAUUCGGAGCAGGGCACCUCCUCUGCCACCUGCCAUCAUGGGAUCAGAGAGCUCUGCUUGGGAAUGGGGUGGCUGUGGGGAUGAUGUUGACUUUGGCUAUGAGAAAUCCCGGCAGUUCAUGGAUGCUAAGCGCAAGCGUGGCAAAAGUGACAUUCGAACUCUUAUUGACCUGCACAACAAUGAAGCAGGGAGAUUGGCAGUGAAGAACCACAUGCGGACAGAGUGCAAGUGUCAUGGCCUUUCAGGUUCCUGUGCCUUGCGCACCUGUUGGAAGAAGAUGCCUCCUUUUCGGGAAGUGGGUGACCGCCUGCUUGAACGUUUUAAUGGGGCUUUUAAAGUGAUGGGUGGCAACGAUGGCAAAACACUCAUCCCUGUGGGUUGGAACAUGAAACCCCCUGACCGGCAGGACCUCAUCUAUUCUGCUGACUCACCUGACUUCUGCAUUGCUAACCGCAAGACAGGUUCGUUGGGCACACGUGGGCGAGUGUGCAAUAGCACUGCCAUGGACAUGAGUGGCUGUGACCUGCUCUGCUGUGGACGGGGUCAUCGUGAGGAAACACUGCUCCUGGAAGAGAACUGCCUUUGCCGAUUUCAUUGGUGCUGUGUAGUUCAGUGCCGGAAGUGCACUGUGCGCAAAGAGCUCAGUUUAUGUAUUUGAGUGGGUAUAGGAAGAACAUUGAAUAAGGAUGACCCAAAGCAGAAGGAUAGGAAUGUACCCAGCCUGCCACAGAAUCCCAAGAAAGCAAGCAUCGCCAAGCUGUGUUUAGGGUAUGGGGGCAUCAAGGUAAUCUAGCUGGAAUCGGAAUAAUAUGCUAGAGAGACUGAGUCCAUUUUGAAUUCUCAGAGCAGGUUUUUUGUUGAUGGCUAAUAUUGAUCCUAGCACUUGACUACAACUUCCUUGUAGCAACUACUUGGCAUCUAGCACCAGGCUAUGGUUUCAGAAGGUCCUACUACUCCUUGCUACACUUGACAUGUACUGAAAAUGGGGAAUCCUGUCUUACCUGAUACUCUCAUGAUCAUUUCCAGCAGCUUGGUCCUAUCUAGGCCUCUCACUAUGGAUUAUGAACUGAUUCCCUAGAGCCUAGAGAGAGAUGCUGUGUUUCAUUUAUUAAUGGAUUUUUAUUGUGUUUAAGAGGACAGCAGAGAUUUCUUACCCAAUCACCCCACCCUUUAAACUCCCUUACUUCCCUUUGGGCUGCCAUUUUUUUUUUACAAUAAUAAAGUUAUUUAACUCAUUUU
Messenger RNA from Crotalus tigris (Tiger rattlesnake), 2111 nucleotides. RefSeq names its product Wnt family member 6 (gene WNT6). Gene Ontology annotation, cellular component: extracellular region. Gene Ontology annotation, molecular function: frizzled binding; cytokine activity. NCBI's taxonomy places the organism in Eukaryota, Metazoa, Chordata, Lepidosauria, Squamata, Viperidae. The coding region runs from base 568 to 1530 and encodes 320 amino acids. Gene Ontology annotation, biological process: multicellular organism development; cell fate commitment; neuron differentiation. The record is from RefSeq and is a predicted model, not a curated record. The transcript has 5 exons.